GUAGUAUACAUCACAGCAUGUAUUAAAAGGAAAUAUACACAUUUUCCCUACCCUUUGCUCAGUACUUUGUGUCCUACAGUGCAGGGGCAUAAGUUAAUUUUCAAAUGGAGGUAGGACUGAUUGUUUUAAUAACUGAGGAUGCGGCUGUUAACCACAGUUUUCGAGAUGAAAAGUAAUGAAUCCCAUGCCAACGCCAGCGCACUGUUUUAAGGAGACAGUACAUCACCUGUGCAAGUUUAUUGGAAUCUAAGUUGCUCUACCCCCUACCACCACCAACGGACAGCAUGAUAGGUACGAACAAGAGGAGAUGGGUGGAACAUCUCUGGAAGAUUAUGUGUUUUCCUUGAACUCUUGAGGUUGGUGAUGACAACUUUUACUGGUUACCUUACACUAUUUACUCGUACUGUGACAUUGGAUCCCACCUGAUUCAUAUUUAAAAUUCUCAUUCCCAGUUCCUUAAACUGUAGGCCAUUAAUCCCAGGAGCCAGCAAGUGUUAAAUUGAUUUUUCACAGAUUACAAGUAAGAGGCAAUACAAAUUUGCACGAAAAAAUCCAGAAUUUUUGUAUGUAUCCUCAUGAAAAAAAAACAACAUUGUAGGGAGACACCAUUUGAUAUUGUAUCCUACAGCCAUGUACACAAAUUAAGCACUUGUAAUUUGAAAACAAAUAAGAAGGCUUAGGCUCAAUGGGCCUAGACUUCUUUGCUUUCUUUGCAGUUAUUAAAAACAUCUCACACAUACCAGUGUUAAGUGCCUGGUUUCAACAACACACCCAACAGCAUGUUCCCUAGCUGCGUGAUGGGUUAUUAUUGUCUUGACUGGAGCUGUAGUAUCAAAGUCCAUAGAGCGAGCAGACAUAAAGGGAGGAGGCAGACAGGAUGAAAGCACUAAUAGGUUUUUACUAACCAAAAUUACAAAAUUCAGGACCUCCAAAAGCUCAGACACAAGACAGAAGACAAAAGAUAAUCACAUUUGGAACUACAACCAAAACCGAACAGACAUAUCGACAAAGGAAGCAACCCUGAAAGCACAGUCACAAACCAAGCGCUGGUCAGCUUCCCUGCACACUGUAUUCUGCGCUCUUUUCCAUGAUGCGUACUGCCCGCAAGGUCCUGCUGUCUAUUCUGGCUCUUGGUGUAUUGAUUUAUGCCCUCCAUUCAUGGACCUUGUCCACUGACAUCCCAGUUAAUGAGCACCCACUGCGCCUCAAGAGUCUUCUAUUUAAGAAGCUUCAUAAACCGGUGGAAGAACAUGAUGAUAUCCCCUACCAUGUCAAGGCAAGUGUGGCAAGUCGUCUGAAGCAGGAUACAUGCGUAUGCGAGAGGGAUGAAAGCAUCCAACUGCCGUUUGCAGGCUUGCUGUUUCCACGCGUGUGGUCACAUAACUUCUCCUCCGCCGUCCAGGACUCAAAGGUGAAGAGUCGCAGGACAAAGGAGUAUGAACGUUUCCAGAAGAGGUCCUCCAGCGCUCUGGACCUUCUUAUCAUAGCAGAGGCUAACAGUCCUCUCCAGUACCCUACUCAGGGGCUGGAGGUACGACCCCUCAAGACUAUCAUCAUCCCUGGGCUGGGUCUGAAGGAACUGCCUAAAGACGUAUACAUGGUGAAUUUGACUGCCACCAUGGGUACAUUUGAUGUGGCUGCCACAGUGGAUGCAGUCUUCAUCACAGGGGCGGGGCACAUGCACAUGAGCAUGUCCAGUAGACAUCUUCCAAAUUUGAACCGACAGCUUCAGUUUGUCACGUACACAAACACUGUGUUCCACCCCAGGACAGCAGACAUACUCCAGAUGGAAACCCUUGGACAUCACUCAGUCUUUACUAUCACCGUUGGACAUGUCAUCACCCCAAAACUCGUGAAACCAGCCUUCAAAGAAGAAGCAUUUGGUAUCAGUUCCCACGUCACCAUCGCUACCAAGACCUUCCUGCGCUAUGAUAAAUUACAGGACUUGAUUGACAGCAUACGACAGUACUACCCUGACAUUGUCAUAGUGGUCGCCGACGACAACGAGCAUCCCCAGCCAGUCAAGGGCCCCCACAUAGAACAUUACACCAUGCCAUAUGCAAAGGGCUGGUUUGCUGGUAGAAACUUAGCCAUCUCCCAGGUGACCACCAAGUACGUACUAUGGGUGGAUGAUGACUUCAUCUUCUCUGCUAACACAAAGCUGGAGAAGAUGGUGGACAUCCUGGAGAACACCACCUUGGACCUGGUGGGCGGGGCGGUGAUGGAGGUGACCGGGUACACUGCCACCUUCCGCCACACCAUCUCUGUGGAAGAAGGUGGCGAAGAUGGGGACUGCUUACACAUGAGGCGGGCCCACCACCACACCAUCAAGGGCUAUCCCAACUGCGUGGUCGCAGACGGCGUCAUCAAUUUCUUCAUGGCCAGGACGGACAAGGCGAGGCAGGUGGGCUUCGACCCCCGCCUGGCACGAGCGGCUCACCUGGAGUUCUUUGUUGACGGGCUGGGAUCUCUUCACAUUGGCUCCUGCAGCGACGUUGUGGUGAGCCACGCUUCAAAGAUCAAGUUGCCAUGGGGCAAAACGGAGAGCGAAAAGGCCUACGCCAAGUUCCGCUAUUCCCCCUCUAAUAACACCGACACCGCAAGUGACUUCUACUACUUCAAGAGCCGGUUCAAGUGCAUGACUAGUGACUAAGAUGACCUCAGCCACCGAUGGCGUCCCACUUGGCCUGUUUGCCCUCAUUCCAUCGGUGAAGGAACAAGGUUCCACAUCAUGGAAUCCUUCAGUGGAACCGGUUUGACCCAACAUCCUACACCAUGGAGAGACUAAGCUGUCUAAUGUACGUGACUUCAAAUAUAUGAGCGAAGAACAUUUUCUUUUCAAUUUUGAAACAAGGGUGCGUAAGAAAAGAUUUCUAUGAAUUCUACAAAUGAUUCACUUUCGCAGUCCUAUUUAAGUGUGCUUUAAGAGAAGACUUGAUUAGUGUUUUAGUUUGGCUCCAAGAUACUGAUUUCAAUCGUACAGGCGGACCUUUGCACCACAGUGGUUUAGUCACCAUAAAUAUUUGUCUUUUAUUGCUCCUAUCUAAA
Molecule: messenger RNA, 3048 nt
Organism: Hypomesus transpacificus
Lineage: Eukaryota; Metazoa; Chordata; Actinopteri; Osmeriformes; Osmeridae
Gene: b4galnt1a
Product: beta-1,4-N-acetyl-galactosaminyl transferase 1a
Exons: 11
Coding region: 1088-2653 (521 amino acids)
Biological process (GO): ganglioside biosynthetic process
Cellular component (GO): Golgi membrane
Molecular function (GO): hexosyltransferase activity
Source: RefSeq, a predicted model, not a curated record